Molecule: messenger RNA, 3404 nt
Organism: Nerophis ophidion (straightnose pipefish)
Lineage: Eukaryota; Metazoa; Chordata; Actinopteri; Syngnathiformes; Syngnathidae
Gene: tmcc1a
Product: transmembrane and coiled-coil domain family 1a
Exons: 7
Coding region: 313-1959 (548 amino acids)
Cellular component (GO): endomembrane system
Source: RefSeq, a predicted model, not a curated record
GUCGUACGUGCUGACGUCAGAGCACAGUGGGCGGGUAGAGCUACUAGUGGACUCACUGUAUGGCAGAGAGGUACUCCUCGCUGAACGUCACCUCCAGCACUUAUUUUUUUAUUUUUUUUACCACCCAUGUGACCCAGAAAAGUGAGGUUGGUCCGUCACACUUGUGAGGUUGACAGCUGGGCGGAUGUCUCAGCAGGUUGGCCCUCCACCUCUGCCUCUGAGGAUUCCUCAGGGCCCUGCUUUUUUGACCUUCACCAAGCCCCUACUUCUGUGGAUCUUUUUGCAGCCGGCCAGGGCUCUGUUGUUGUAGGCAUGAUGAGACGUGGGACCAGCCUACAGAGCCGCCGCAGCAAGGGGUCAGGAUCCGGGAGUGGAGACCGCGAUCCUCUCCUGAAAAGCAGCCCAAAGGCCCUGCAUCGCCGCUACACUCAUGACCCACAGCUGCACACCAGCCGCCCCCGCUCCUCUUCUGCUACUGAUACCACACCCAGUAGCCCUGCCCCUGGAUGCACAGGCGGUGAAGCUGUGCUGUCAUCGGGGUACCAGUCCACAGAUGAGACAGACAGGACUGAGCGGCUGGAGUUUAGCGGGCUGGUCCAAACUCCUCUCACAGCGGACACUUCAUACCCGUCGACUGAGGAUGCGAUUGUGGAUCCUCUGCGCACCAAGCAGGCGAUUGCCCAGCUGCAGCAAAAGAUCCUCAAGCUGACAGAACAAAUUAAGAUCGAGCAGACAGCACGGGACGACAAUGUUGCUGAGUACCUCAAACUGGCCAACAAUGCGGACAAACAGCAGAGCACACGCAUUAAGCAGGUGUUUGAGAAAAAGAACCAGAAGUCUGCACAGAGCAUCCAGCAGCUCCAAAGAAAACUGGAGCACUACCAUCGUAAGCUGCGGGAAGUCGAGCACAACGGUAUCCCACGACAACCCAAGGAUGUUCUUCGGGACAUGCAACAAGGCUUGAAGGACGUCGGCGCCAAAGUUACAGGCUUCAGCGAGGGUGUAGUGGACAGCGUCAAGGGGGGGUUGUCCAGCUUUUCCCACGCCACGCACUCGGCCGCUGGGGCUGUUGUCUCCAAACCACGGGAGAUUGCCUCGCUGAUUAGAAACAAGUUUGGCAGCGCCGACAACAUCCCCUCUCUGAAAGACUCGUUGGACGAUCCUUCGGGGGAGGAAUGCGUGGCAGGGUUGGUAGGUGGUCGUUCGCUGGGCAGUGCCGGCCAUCACUUCCAGUCCAGUCCAAAGUACGGCAGUGAAGAUGACUGCUCUAGUGCCACGUCUGGCUCAGCAGGGGCCAACAGUACUACAGGGGCCCCUGGAGGGCCCCCCAGCUCUAAGGGUAACACACUGGAGAGGGCUCAGAGCUCAAGCCUGGACAUGCUGCUGCAGGAGGUGCAGGACCUAAGGGACAGCCAGGCACGCCUCGAGGAGAACCUGGAUUGCUUGAAGAAUCAGUAUCAGGGAGACUACACAGUCGUGAUGCAGGCGCUGCAGGAGGAACGCUUCAGGUGUGAACGCUUGGAGGAGCAGCUUAACGACCUGACGGAGCUUCAUCAGAAUGAGAUACUAAACCUCAAACAGGAGCUGGCCAGCAUGGAGGAGAAAAUAGCCUACCAGUCGUAUGAGAGAGCACGAGACAUUCAGGAGGCUUUGGAGGUGUGUCAGACCAGAAUUUCCAAGAUGGAGCUCCAUCAGCAGCAACAGCAGGUGGUCCAGUUGGAGGGGCUGGAAAAUGCCACGGCCAGGAUGCUCUUGGGAAAACUAAUCAAUGUGCUGCUGGCCCUUAUGGCUGUCCUUCUGGUUUUUGUGUCAACUGUGGCCAAUUGCGUGGUCCCUCUUAUGAAGACGCGCUCUCGCUCAUUCUCCACCCUCCUCCUUCUCAUCCUCACGGCCUUCUUGUGGAAGAACUGGGACGCCCUGUCGACUUACAUGCAGCGCGCCCUCCAGUCCCCAAGAUGAGCGCCGUACUUGACUUACUUCACUCACACCAGGUGAUGAACGUGUGGCUGCUGUCAUGCAGGGACUUAGACAAAAGCUUGGCGAAGAUGGCUGUGUGCAAAAUCUGGCUGAGCUCAUUUGGGACGUCGCUCGGAAUCAAUGCAGAGAGAGGGAAAGCGAGUUGCGAGCACAUGAUUCUGAGCUAGGAAAGACAAGACUGUUUACAUUUUUAAAAGUUGUCGUGUUGAUAUCCCUUACAUAACACAGUGUUGUACUAUUUUUAUCUUGAAAGUUAAAUCAGCUCACGCUAAAAGUUCCAUUUACAAUGUUAUUUUAUUCUGUAUGAUGUAGCAUCGUGCCACCUGGAGAGGAGUAUAGGCAGGAAACUGGGCUCAUGCUACUCACCUCAAACUAGUGUAAUGAUUUGGUGGAUUGCCUUGCAGAACACACCUCAGCUAAACUGCAACUGGUAGAUUUGAACCAAAACCUCAAACACGGGGUGCUCUUGUUCUUUUUUGCUGUGAUCAAAUGUGUCAGGAUGGAACAGUUUGAAAGACUGGACUGAAUGAACCUUUGCCUACUUCCUAGUAUUUCUAAUAGCACACAGGUUUUUAUUAAUUUUAUUUGAAAGUUGCACUAUUAAACAGUAUGGAUUUUAACUUAUGUGGGUGAGUGAUGCACAUGACCCGAGGACAUCUGCAGAGUGUCAAAUCAAUGCAAUAUUUGCAUCUAUGAAAUGAAGACACAUGACAUUUGAGCAACAUAUUGUCCAAGUAAAACCAAUUUUCUCUUAUAAUUGCCUCCCUCAGCCAUGUUGACCUGCAGAGAACAUCUCAGAUGGACCAGGGGGUUGUUGCUUUAUACCCACAGUGUUUCCACUGCCAUGCCAGUUAAAAACACUCUGCCCAUUUAUCAGGUUUUUUCUUUUCAUCGCACGCUUAUUUUCUCUGUGCAUUCCUCUUUUUGCUCAUGGAGAAAUCAGCCAAACCUGAGUCUACCCAAGCAUGCUUGAGGGGUUCAACCAGCAGCUCUGUCAUGGAUGUUGAGACUCGGAUUUUAUUGGUAAAGGCUUCUUCAGGUUUAACAUUAUGAGGUAUAAAUUUGGAGUCUGCGUUGUGUGUUGCUAACUCUUGCCUCCCUGAGUACACGUUGUCAUCUUGUCGAGGAUACAAGCUGAUGAACUGUACAGCUGCACCUUAGCACUCAAUUAGACAUCACAUACUGUAGGUUAAGCCUUUUGAUUCGCCACUUUUGGCGACGAGCGUCCUCAGAGAGAGGAGUCCACCGCGCUCACAUUACACUCACUUUAGUCAAAAUGGCAACGUGAUUCUUUUCAAUUUUACCGAAAACUAAACGUUUUUAUUUGACCUCAGCAUGACCUUGAUGUUGGUUUAUGUCAUAAACCACUCCAGUGCCUUUGGACAUGCUUUUCCAAGUGUGGAAUAAAUAAAAUGCAUUCCUAAUCA